UAAUAUUUGUCUGACCAAUUUUCUUUAAAGCCAUUUCCAUGAUGAUGAUGAUGAUGAUGAGACUCAAUUAUAUAUUUGAUUUCAGUCACUCCUGAUAAAUAACAAAUUUGGAGAAAUAAAAAUAUCUUUGAAUAUUUUCAAAGGAGGAGAAAGGAGAGAUAAGGAAGGCAGAAAGAAAGGCGGUAAUUAAGAAAGAAAGAACUGGGGAGAGGGAGGGGUUGGCGGAAGGGAGGAGAAGAGAGAGGUCGGGGAGAGGACGACAGCCAGGAGCAGAGUUAGUCGGAGAAUUUAUCGGACCUUAGGCGUGAUUAUCUCCUGCCUCUGUAGCUGAGGAGUGGGCAUCAAAAUGGCAACACUAAACCAUCCAAGAUCUCCUGAGAAAAACUCCCCAGUGGAGCAGAAGAUCCCAUUCUUCACUAUUAUCAAAUGCGUUGUUUGAGAACGCCCCAGACUGUCUUCUAACGCCCUUUCUUCCCCCGCUCCCCCCUUCCCUGGACGCCAUGACAACUGUCACGUGCCCCUGCAAACAAAGCUUCUCCAGGGCUGCACAGGCCCCAGCUGCUCCUCUCUGGAAGGAGCAGGAGGGCUUUGUUGCUGAGAUGCACGGAGCCCCCCGGCUGACCUUUCCCUGUGCCAGUGAGUACCUGUGGCGUACACGGGAGAAGGCCUAUGAGGACCACAGGAGGAAGGUCCAGAGCGCCCAGCCGCUGGUAGACACCCGUGCCCCGCUGACGUUCCACCACCUCCAGCUGAAGCUCAAGAGGCUGAAGCUGGAGGAGGAACGGCUCUCCGUCAUCCAGAGGGACAACCGCCUGCUUCUGGAGAAGGUGGCCUCUGUCAUGAGGACCAGGAGACAGACUGACGGCAAAAACGACUCCACACACAGGAGUGUACACAGGGGGAAGAGAGAACAGGAACUUCACAGAGUGCAGAAGAAAACGGGACCAUUCGGGAAGGAAUCACACACUGAGAACCAUGGUGUGGAGCUCAGAGGUGGUGUGAAGACUGGGGCAGAGCUGAGAGGUCUGGGGUGCUGGUGCGGAAUCUCCUCUGACAUGACAGAUGCACCAAGCCAAAAGGUACCUGUACCUCCCUUUUCAUCUAAAAUCCAUAGCUAUUUGAAAUUUCCCAUUUUACUUCAUCAGAUUCAUCAAAAUUAUGUAUUCACUGAUUCUUUGCUGUAUUCGAGCAUUUUGUUCAGUUAUCAGCAAGGAUAUGUCCAAUGGUCACAUCCUCCAACAGAAGAUGCAGGACAGCCACCCAGCUGACGAACUACCCGCCACACAUUUGCUCACAAAACAGGAAAUUAAAAUAAGGUCAGCUGAUUGAUUGCAGAUUGUGAGAGAAAGAUUUGGUGAAAAUAAUUUAGCCAGGUAACAUGAAUAAAACAUCAUUAAAAUCACGUUGACCAGGCAUAGCGGCUCAC
Molecule: messenger RNA, 1426 nt
Organism: Cebus imitator (Panamanian white-faced capuchin)
Lineage: Eukaryota; Metazoa; Chordata; Mammalia; Primates; Cebidae
Gene: CFAP97D2
Product: CFAP97 domain containing 2
Exons: 4
Coding region: 501-1268 (255 amino acids)
Source: RefSeq, a predicted model, not a curated record